CUAUCGUCGAGUGAAACGCCCUGUGCGUGGCUGCAUGUUGGAGACCGCCCACGGGAGUUUGAACGCAGCUGGAGAUUCAAGAGGAUCAUGAAGAUGACGCAGAACCGUACCGGUGCUUCAGCAUUCCGCUUCGAACACAACAUGGAUGACAAGAUAUGGGAAAGUGAAGUUGCGGGUACGCGAUACCAGCCGGCAGGUCACCCGUGGGCUGCUCUGGUGGCUUUUGACAGCGUACUAGCAGCCAUUUUGGGUGAUUUUACCCAUAUUGCAGUGGGCAAUGAACGUAGCGCCAAUUACGGCAACAACGUUGUCCACGAGGGUCGAGCAGUCAACCACCAGUACGACAAGAGCUUUGACUUUGAGACACGAGUACACACCUAUAUCCGCAAGUAUUUGGUGGAAGAUUUACACUACUUUUCGGCUCUGCAACACCUGUGGGAGGUCCAAAUCGCACGGACAUUUGCGAGUCGAUCUCUCGGGAGCUCUGAGAAUUUCCUCCCCGUCUUUUUGAGCUGCAACGAAGCUCCUGAUGGCGACAAGUGGUGCUGCAAGUGUGCAAAGUGCGCCUUUGUGUUUAUUCUCAUGAGCGCGUGGUGCUCGGAAGCUCAGCUGGUGGAGAUUUUUGGCGAAAAUCUGUUCGAGAAACAGUCGAUGUUUCCCGAAUUUCUCUCGCUGCUAGAUGAGGAAGGCGUUAAGCCGAUGGAAUGCGUUGGCACGGCUUGUGAAACAUGGCUGUCGCUGUAUUUGGCAUUGCGAGCACACGGAGACAGCAUGUUUUUAAAGUCUCACGACCAGGAAAUUCGUCUAAAGGGGGAAAAGCUCAAGUAUCUUUUGGACGACUACAACAGUGAACACCUACUUCCAGAAUUCCUGGAACCUACUCUGCGCCAACCCGUCAUGAUGCUGGGAGCUUAGCUUCGAACGUGUAGUGGAUCCAAAGAUAUUCGUUUUGAAAGAAAUCUAUCUUAACAUUUGUGUUAGCAGCAAUACUUGCUCGAAAGAGAAGAAAAAAAAUGUACAAAACUACUGAGC
Molecule: messenger RNA, 1032 nt
Organism: Phytophthora nicotianae INRA-310
Lineage: Eukaryota; Oomycota; Peronosporomycetes; Peronosporales; Peronosporaceae
Exons: 1
Coding region: 88-915 (275 amino acids)
Source: RefSeq, a predicted model, not a curated record